Messenger RNA from Kogia breviceps (pygmy sperm whale), 1503 nucleotides. It is a transcript of the gene CCR6, whose product is annotated as C-C motif chemokine receptor 6. The record is from RefSeq and is a predicted model, not a curated record. NCBI's taxonomy places the organism in Eukaryota, Metazoa, Chordata, Mammalia, Artiodactyla, Physeteridae. Gene Ontology annotation, molecular function: C-C chemokine binding; C-C chemokine receptor activity. Gene Ontology annotation, biological process: G protein-coupled receptor signaling pathway; thymocyte migration; positive regulation of cytosolic calcium ion concentration. Gene Ontology annotation, cellular component: membrane; external side of plasma membrane.
AACCGGACAUUCGAGAAAGAAAACUCCCGUGGCUGUUCAUUUGUGGAACAAGAAGCUGCUUCUUUAUUGAUUCACUUCUGUCCUGUUCCCUCCACUGUGAGCCAGAGGAGUUGCAAGUCCACCCCCUUCUAUUCCAGGCCCGGACUUUGUGCCCAGGUCAAGCACCGCCAUGGGAGUGGAACCCAUGAAUUCCACCAACAUCUACGAUGCAAACGAGGAUGAUUUUGGGUUGGCUAAUAGUUCAGAUUAUUCACUCGACGUUGAUAGCUUUCUGUGCUCCUUGCAGGAGGUCAGAAAGUUCUCUGGGCUAUUUGUGCCACUUGCUUACUCCUUGAUAUGUGUCUCCGGCCUCCUGGGCAAUGUUUUGGUGGUGGUCACCUUUGCUUUUUAUAAGAAAGCCAAGUCUAUGACCGACGUUUACCUCUUGAACAUGGCCGUGGCAGACAUACUCUUUGUCCUUACCCUCCCGUUCUGGGCAGUCAACCAUGCCGCCGGCGAGUGGAUUUUCAGCAACGUCAUGUGCAAGCUGACCCGGGGCAUCUACGCCGUCAACUUUACCUGUGGGAUGCUGCUCCUGACCUGCAUCAGCCUGGACCGCUACAUCGCCAUCGUGCAGGCCACCAAGUCCUUCCGGCUCCGGUCCAGGACCUUGGCUCACCACAAAGUGAUCUGUCUGGUCGUGUGGGUGGUGUCGAUCCUCAUCUCCAGCUCGACCUUCAUGUUCAACCAGAAAUACAAGCUACAAGGCGUUGACGUGUGCGAGCCCAGGUACCACGCCGUCUCCGAGCCGAUCCGCUGGAAGCUGCUGAUGCUGGGACUGCAGCUCCUCUUCGGCUUCUUCAUCCCGCUGGUGUUUAUGAUAUUUUGCUACAUGUUUAUUGUCAGGACCUUAAUGCAGGCUCAGAAUUCGAAGAGGCACAGAGCCAUCCGCGUGAUCAUAGCCGUGGUCCUGGUCUUCCUGGCUUGCCAGAUCCCACAUAACAUGGUGCUUCUUGUGACCGCCGUCAACCUGGGCAGGACGGACCGCUUAUGCAGCAGCGAGAGGCUGCUGGGCUACACCAGGAACAUCACCGAGGUCCUGGCUUUCCUGCACUGCUGCCUCAACCCAGUGCUCUAUGCCUUCGUCGGCCAGAAGUUUAGAAGCUACUUUCUGAAGAUCAUGAAGGACCUGUGGUGUGCGAGGAGGAGGCAGAAGGCGCCGGGCUUCUCCUGCUCCCGCCUGCACUCGGACAACUUCACCUCCCGGCAGAACAGCGAGACCGCGGACAAUGACAACCCGUCCUCCUUCACCAUGUGACGCCGCCCGGGCUCGGCGCGGACGGGCGGGCGGACAGGACAAAAAGGCUCGGGGCGUGUGGACGUGAAGCGGAAGCGAGCGGGGUCUGUCCUGCAGGAUCAGGGCUGCGCGUGCUCGGGGUGCCCGCGGCACACUGACGGGCAGCACCCCCCAAACUCACUCGCCAGGGUUGCUCUGUGCCCGUGUCCCUGACGGCUGGCGUUCUG